UUCGCGUAGUGUAUUUGUUCGAUUUUUUUCCUUCAUUUAUAAAAUUUACCAAUAAAAAUGUUGAACAUUCGGCAAACGAUCAUUGCAUGUGGAUAAAUUGGUCCUUAUGGAUAGUGAAAAUUCUUUCAAAGUGUCACUUUUGUAUUCAAAUUUGAGUCAACCGUCAAUUUUGAGUUCUGUUUUAAGCACCUCAAGAUCAACGAUAAAAAAUGAAAUCGAAGCUUAGGAAGUGGAAAAAACUUCGAUUUAGACUGUGAUGCUUUACAAAGCAAACUGUUCCUCAGGAAGUAGUGGUUCGCCGAUUGGAUAAAUUAGUCUCUCUACAAGUUUUAAGGAAAUAAAUUCCCAUCAAACUCCGUUCUACGAAACCACCCAUUCAAUCAACGAAUCAACUGUCGUCAGAUGACCUAGAAGUGCGCACUCUGCGGAACGGUUGUCUUUCUCCGUUCUGGUGAACAAUUCGUCACAUCGAAAGUAGUGUGAAAACCAUUGACCAUCAACCCUUCCUGGGUUGAUUCUGUUUAUAGCAAUAGUAAGAUUCAUGGCUGAGGAUUUAUAAAAGUUUCGGAACAAAGGCUUCUUAAAGCCUAAACAGGUGAAUGAACCAUCACUAUCAACAUGCCAUCGAAGUGGAUCCUACUUCUGAUUCCACUGCUAACUUACCUUCAGUCGACAUUCGGUGCAAAAAGUCAACGAAAUAACUACGCUAACUACUCUGACGUAGGAGAACUUUCCAAACACCACGCCGUAAGUUUAUCGUUAUCAGAUAUUCUUCCACUGCAUCACAAAACAUACGAUAAGAAUCGAGCCCCGAAGCUGCUCGGUCAACCAACUGUAGUGUAUUUUCACGUUACAGUCCUCUCUAUAGAUUCUAUCAACGAAGAAUCAAUGACGUACGUAGCGGACAUCUUUUUGGCACAAAGCUGGCGUGAUCCUCGGCUACGAUUGCCGGAAAACAUGAGUGAGGAGUAUCGGAUAUUGGACGUCGAUUGGCUGCACAACAUCUGGCGACCGGAUUGUUUCUUUAAGAAUGCCAAGAAGGUCACCUUUCACGAAAUGAGCAUACCGAAUCACUAUCUGUGGUUGUACCACGAUAAAACGCUACUAUACAUGUCCAAAUUGACACUGGUGUUGUCGUGUGCGAUGAAGUUUGAAUCUUAUCCACACGAUACGCAAGUAUGCUCAAUGAUGAUCGAAAGUUGUAAGUAUGAUGAGGUUGUGGGUUGCACUAUGUCGUUGAUUGUCGGAGACUGGUUUGCUUAA
Molecule: messenger RNA, 1263 nt
Organism: Ochlerotatus camptorhynchus
Lineage: Eukaryota; Metazoa; Arthropoda; Insecta; Diptera; Culicidae
Product: glycine receptor subunit alpha-2-like
Exons: 3
Coding region: 619-1263 (214 amino acids)
Biological process (GO): regulation of membrane potential; chemical synaptic transmission; nervous system process
Cellular component (GO): neuron projection; synapse; plasma membrane
Molecular function (GO): excitatory extracellular ligand-gated monoatomic ion channel activity; transmitter-gated monoatomic ion channel activity involved in regulation of postsynaptic membrane potential; chloride channel activity
Source: RefSeq, a predicted model, not a curated record